GUGCACUUCUGAUCCAAUUGCUGGUGCUUUCUGCCUGCAAAAUCUGCCUCAACGACAGUAAUACCUUGACAACCGGACCCGGGCAUACCGAGAAACAUUUUGACAAAUCAACGACUGGGAUAUAUAUAUAUAUAUAUUUUUUUUUUCCCAAAAUUAAUUCCUUGAAGUUUGUUGGACAGGUCGUCGGAUAUUCCUGCACGAAAGUUCUCACGCGGGCAAUUAAAAUGAAGUACUGGUGCACUCAGAAGACUUCAUCAUCAGGAUACGAUGGAGCUCUUAGAAGAGGACCUCACAUGUCCAAUAUGCUGCUGUCUUUUCGAGGACCCGCGUGUUCUACCAUGCUCUCACAGCUUCUGCAAGAAGUGUCUCGAGGGCAUCCUGGACGGAAACCGGAGCCCUGCAUGGAGACCCCCGUUCAAAUGCCCGACCUGUCGAAAGGAAACCGUGCACAACGGCAUCGCGAGCUUGCAAGUUAAUUAUUCGUUGCGUGGCAUCGUGGAGAAGUACAACAGGAUUCGAGUGAUGCCGAGGAUGUCUCUCUGUCGAGCUCACAGCGGACAACCGCUCAAUAUCUUCUGCGCCACGGAUCUUAAGCUGAUCUGUGGUUUUUGCGCCACGACAGGUGACCAUAAAGGACACAAGUUUUGCGCGCUGGAGGAGGCGUACGAACGCGAGAAGCUCGCGUUUGAGGACUUGUUUCGCGUUGUGGAGGGCUGGAGGGGUGCGGAGGUGCAUUCGUGCUUGGAAUCGUUAGAGGGAGCUAAGAAGAAAGCGCUGGAGAGGGUCUCGCGUGAUGCGGAUCGAGUCUCAGAGUACUUCGACAAACUUCUGCGCACGCUGGACCACAAACGAAGCGAGAUUCUCUCGGACUUGGAGACUCUGAAGCUCGCGGUCAUGCAGACCUUUGACCCCGAGAUCAACCAGCUGCGCUCGGCGCUCGAGGAGCAGCGGCGCGCGCUCAACAUCGCCGAAUCCUUCCGUUCGCUCUCCGACCCGCUCACUUUCCUCCAGCAGAUGCAGGACUUCAGAGAAAAGCUGCGCGUUAUUAGGGGAACGCCACUGCCAUCGCGGACUGACGUUGACGUGGGUUUGCUUGGCCUACAGAGCUUCGAUGUCAAGGAAUGGGACCGGGUGCGUCUUGGAGAAGUGGACAAGCUGUGCGCCCCCUACGAGAGCAGCGCGUACCUGUCUUCGCUGCCCCCUGCUGCCGCUCCGCGCUUCUCCCGUGUGAUGUGGAGAGUUGUUCUGGUUAUAUGUGCGUGUCUCCCUGCGCUGAACUUUCUCCCAUCAGACUGCCUCGCUUUGAGCUUCCAGGAUAAGGUGGUCGCGCUCAGUGGCUUUUCUCUGCCCGGUCCCGGAGAGAUCGUGCGCUGGCUCGGGUUCUGCUGGACAGAAGCGGCUGAGAUCUGCACACUAAUAACUCAGAUGUGUCGGAACUGUAUCUUGGACCUGAUAAACACGACAUCUGAUUUCAUCAGCUGAUUUUAUAACUCCAUUUCUUAGGUACUUUUUUAUGUAGGCUACUAUAUGUGCCAAUCCCGUAGGUUUGAAGCAUUGGAUAAAUUUAGUUCGUGUCUGUUUUUGAAUUUGUAACAAAACAUAAUUGUGCUAUAAAAUUGCACUGAUUGUGUCUGUUGGUUUUAAAUGGAAAAACAAGUGUGGAUGGAUCGUUGUAUAGGCUAACAACAUUCUCAAAUCUUAAAUAAUAAUUAAAAAAAAUCCCUAUUCACUUAAUUUCUGAAUAGGUCACCUCCACAAGUUCAUCUCGAAUACAAGCAGACAGCUUGAUUGAAUAAAAUACCGUUUUGGAAGUUAACUAAAGAAGAGGAACGCUUAUUCCGAAAGUGCAUUGAAAUAUUUUAUCUCCUCCGUGCGAGUUAUUUACAUACUCAAGGUUAAACGUUACGUAACAAUGCCAGACUCAUACAGGAUUCAUUUAUAAUGUUUACUUAGAAUGAACUUGUAUCCUGCUAGGCUAUAUGUUUGUUUUAACUUUAUUCAAAGACCAAAUCUCAUCAAUAUCUUUAAUGUUUACAAUUUCAUCCAAGAGAGACAUGAGAUGUGCAAAAUUUAACAGAGUCAGGACUGUUGCGAUUUUUUUUUUUUUUUUGAAGGCAUCCCCUUUUCCCACCGUUUAAGCAGGAAUCCUGAGAUUCUAGGACAACUGUUCUGAUAUGACGUCACCGCUGGAGCCCUUCGCACGUCACCGAACAUAUAUUUAGCCGACUGUUGCCAGGCGAAUUGGGGAUGAAACGUGAAAUUACCUACUUUACCAAAUACAACCUUACAUACCUAAAAGUAGCCUAAAUUAAAUAACGAAUUUAUGAUAGAUAUACAGCUACAUUUUCUGAAGCCAUGCAGAAUCCAUUGCCGACAAUAUGAAGCUCACUCUGAAAUGGCGCCAUGUGUUAUAUAAUUUACUAUUCGAUUUUCUUUCUUUCUUUUUUUUUCCAAUGGAACUAUUGUGUCUUAAUAAUGACACCAUCUUCACUAUCGCAUAGCCUACCUUGCACCAGUAACUUCAAUAGGCUAUUAUUUUAAGGAAAAAAAAGGCAUCAACACAAGUGCCAUUUCUUUUUGCUUUAAACCGUGUUUUGCUGUGUUUAAUGUUUCUAAUGAUUCAAUUGUUAAUUUCGGUCAAUACUCGCCUCUUUUAAGAACUGAAAAAUACUUUGCAUCUUGUUGUUUUUCUUUGUAAAGUUGAAAAUUGUAUAUAGCUAUCCAAAUAAAUUUCACGUCACAUAGCCUAUA
Molecule: messenger RNA, 2751 nt
Organism: Pimephales promelas (fathead minnow)
Lineage: Eukaryota; Metazoa; Chordata; Actinopteri; Cypriniformes; Leuciscidae
Gene: trim13
Product: tripartite motif containing 13
Biological process (GO): protein monoubiquitination
Molecular function (GO): ubiquitin protein ligase activity; zinc ion binding
Source: RefSeq, a predicted model, not a curated record